Lycium barbarum (goji berry) is the source of this 978-nucleotide messenger RNA. Its product is annotated as 36.4 kDa proline-rich protein-like. Lineage: Eukaryota; Viridiplantae; Streptophyta; Magnoliopsida; Solanales; Solanaceae. The record is from RefSeq and is a predicted model, not a curated record. The coding region runs from base 60 to 794 and encodes 244 amino acids. The transcript has 2 exons.
GUUCCAAAAUUCUCAAUUCCCCCUUUCUUUUCCUUUCCUUUCUCCAGAGGAAAAAAAAAAUGGAGUCUUUUAAGAUAACUUCUCUUCUUUUCAUUUGCAUGCUUUCCCUUUCCUCUCUUACUCCCAUUCUUGGUUGUAACUAUUGUGGUAAACCUCCAAACAAGCCCAAAAAGCCCAAAACUCCCUCUCCAAGUGUCAAGCCCCCUAUUAAUUUGCCACCUAUUGGAGUUCCACCAAUUGUAAAACCACCCAUCAAGUUGCCACCAAUUGAAAAACCACCCAUUAAGUUGCCACCUAUUGGAGUUCCACCUGUCACAGUUCCACCUAAGUUGCCACCAGUUGGAGUUCCACCAAUUGUAAAACCACCCAUCAAGUUACCACCAAUUGGAAUUCCUCCCAUCAAGUUGCCACCAGUUGUAAAGCCACCCAUUGAUUUACCACCAGUAGUUCCACCAGUUGUAAUGCCACCAACUACUAAACCAAUUGUACCAUCACCAACUACUGCACCAUGUUCACCACCAACAAGUACUCAGGCAACAUGCCCAAUUGACACAUUGAAACUUGGUGCAUGUGUGGAUCUUCUUGGUGGGCUUGUUCAUAUUGGAGUUGGUGACCCUGCUGUUAAUGAAUGUUGUCCAAUUCUUAAGGGACUUGUUGAACUUGAAGCUGCCGCUUGCCUUUGCACAACACUUAAAGUCAAACUACUUAACCUUAAAAUCUAUGUCCCUCUUGCUCUUCAACUCCUUGUUACUUGUGGGAAGAAUCCACCACCUGGCUACACUUGCUCCGUCUAGAUUUAAGUUCCAAGCUAUGAUUUGAAGAAUUGCAUGGAUCGACAUGAGAGGAUGUCGAAUUUAUGAUUUAUUUAAUUUCUCUCCCUCCAAAUUGUAUUUUAGUUUGUGUAUUGCUGCUAUUGUUUACUUUUGGCAUUACUGAAUUGCAAUUCAUUAAUGAAAUUAUUUCAGUGUAUUGUUUCAA